AUGUCCUUAAACACCAAAGGAAAAUCGCAACUAGAACAAAGCCCGCCUAUCUUGGCAGAUGGACAGCUUUUGCCGCCGUUGAGUAAGAUCGGGCGAGCCAAACCAAAACUGAAAUCAAAAAAGCCUCGAUCCAAGCAACAGCUGCCGAAAAUAAAAACCCAGAAUAUCGACGUGAUGGCAGAGGGAAUGGACUUCAGCCGAGGAGAGGGCAAACUCUAUUUCGACGGUCACGAAUCCGCGGCAGCGUCCCUGCAAAAUUUACGUAGUGACGCUCGUUUUACCGUGGAGCCUACGCAGCUUUCGCCACCGCCAGACAGCCAGACGACUGAUUUAGAAUCUCUUAUAGCAAAUUCUAAGUCAAACAAGAUUAAGAAAGCCCUUUUAGUGAAUUCAGCCGCCCUGACCUUCUCACAAGCCCUUGCAAGCAAAGGACGCGAAGGUCGCUUCAAAAAGCUGGCACGAAUGGUCAAGGCGAAUCUCCUAUGGUCGAAAGAGUCGGACGACAAGGAUGAAGGACGUAAUGAUAAUCAGUCAUUUGUUGUGACGAAUACUGAGAACGGCCAGACGGAGACGGUGUCGUUUAACCCGACUCAUUACAAAGCUCAGGGGAGAACGUAUGGUGGACUGACUGCGAGCACGAAGAAGAUUCUGCUGACGAAUCAGGAUGAUAGAACGGAGGAAGACCUGGAGGUGCUAAAGCGUAUCGUCGAUCGGUUGAAGUGUUUUGAGAAAUACUCGACCAAGGUUCGGCAAGAGAUGGCAAGAGUCGUGGAAUAUGACUCCUUUGAUGAUGGCAAGGUCAUCAUCAAGCAAGGUCACAUUGGUAUCUCGUUUUACUUCAUUUUCUCUGGAGCUGUCAGGGUACUCAUUAGAGAGACGGAUAAAAAUACAGGUAUCAGCAUGAGCCACUGUAUCGGUGAACUGACGGAAGGCUCCACGUUCGGGGAGCUCGCUCUGCUUCAUAACAUCACAAGAACAGCGACAAUCAUCUGCAAAGGCCAUUCUGAAUUCCUCCGCGUGGACAAGGAGGACUUUGAUAUGGUUCUCCGCAGGAGUUACGAGUACGAAUACAAUCAGCGCGUAGCCGGUCUCAAGAACAUCCAACUCUUCAGGGAUCUCAAAGACGAUGAGAUAGAAGCCAUGGCGAAUAAUUGCAAGUCGGUCGAAUACGUCACAGACCAGGUUAUCAUAGGCAAUACAAAGGCCAUCUCCGAAAAUGUUUAUUUCAUCAAGAGUGGUUCAGCCAUCGUGAUCCGGCAAAUGAUUAUCAUUCGUGAGCAGUUCGACAAUGGACAUGUGAAGUAUCACUUUCCCAGUUCUCUUAGGCCUGGUUUCAAUGUAGCUACGCAGAAUGCCCGGGCAAGGAGACCUACCAGGAUGUCCCUCUGCUCUCACAUGAUCGAGGAGAGGCACCUCAUGUCACUGUGCAAAUUACGCAGUGGCAGCUACUUUGGAGUAGGUGAAGAUCUCAUGGAUACCUUUGUGGUUUCGGCAGAAAAGACGGAGGUUAUCAUGGUACCAAGGGUGCUAUUUGUUAAGUACGGACAGCCAAAAAUGCUUGAGCGAAUGCGGAUUGACUGGGAGACGGUGCUACCGGAUAUGAGGACAACAUUCAACAGGUACAUCGAAGAUAAGAAGUGGAGGGCCUACAGACAAGAAGUAGUUGAUGAGGUCAUCUCUAGGAGGAGGUCGGUCCGUUGCACACGUAUUGAGGACGUUCCGCUCUCGUUUAGGCUUAACCUGGCCUUGUCGACCUCUCAUUAUCAUCACUAA
Lineus longissimus is the source of this 1773-nucleotide messenger RNA. RefSeq lists its product as uncharacterized. The transcript has 9 exons. NCBI's taxonomy places the organism in Eukaryota, Metazoa, Nemertea, Pilidiophora, Heteronemertea, Lineidae. The record is from RefSeq and is a predicted model, not a curated record. Gene Ontology annotation, biological process: spermatogenesis. Gene Ontology annotation, molecular function: cAMP binding. The coding region runs from base 1 to 1773 and encodes 590 amino acids.